CCUCCCCACCACGUCCUGCGCUGCUUCGCGGCCUAUGGCUCGGCCGUGCUCACUUUCGAUCUGCGUGCCUGGACUCUGGUAGAUGUGCGCUGGGAUCUGCACAAAACGUGAGGGGGAAUCCCCCUAAGGAGGGCCAGGCAUGUAGGGGUACAGGGCCCUCACAAGGCGAUGUUAAGUCCUUUGGGCUUCUCCCAUUCCCCACUUGUAGCACCAUCUCGGACCUGGCUUACUGCGAGGAAGUAGAGGCAAUGGUGACAGCUUCCCGGGACAGCACCGUGAAGGUGUGGGAGGCUAACUGGCAGAUCCGGAUGGUGUUCGUGGGCCACACAGGUGCUCUGAAUUCUCUGCACCCCGAGCCUCGGCCUUUUGCCUCCAGCCACUCUAGGCUGUCCAGCAUCUCUGCAGCUCUGGCCAGGCCUUGCUGCGCUGACUGCAACAUAGGUUGAAGGCUCCCCGGCCUUCAGUCAGCCGAGUGACCUGCACCCCUCCCACAGGCCCGGUGACGGCUAUGGCUGUGCUGCCUAACACGACCCUGGUGGUGUCGGCCUCACAGGACGGGACGCUACGCACCUGGGACUUGCAGGCGGCGGCGCAGGUGGGCGAGGUAGCACUGGGCUACUGGGGUCAGGACAAGCUGUCCCGGCGCGUGGGCCGUCUGCUGGCGCCAGCACGCCCGGGCUGGCCGGUGCUGUCCCUGUGCGCGAGCAGCAUGCAACUGUGGAGCGUACGCGAGCUCUACUCGCCGUUGGCGCAACUGCCCGCCAAGGUGCUCCAUGUGCAGGUGGCGCCUGCGUUGCCCGCGCCUGCGCACCCGUCUCUGCCUACUCGCCUCGUGUGCGCGUGCACCGACGGCUCAGUCUACCUCCUGUCAGCUGCCACCGGGCGCAUAGUGAGCUCACUGCUGCUGGAGCCGGAGGACUGCGCGGCAGCCGUGGCCUACUGCCUUCCGCGCGAGGCGCUGUGGCUGCUGACCAAGGCCGGGCACCUGGUCCGCGCCAACGCGGCGCGCUGCCCCAUGAGCGUGCUGCACCGCGUGUGCCCGCCGCCGCCCCCUGCGCCGCAGCCUUGCUGUCUGCACCUGUACAGCCACCUCACGGAUCUCGGAGGCGCCUUCUCCUCCUGGGAGGUCGUGCGCCAGCACCAGGGCGAGUUGCGCCGCAGCGCUGUGGCCUGCGCCUGCAAGAACAAGAACCGGUACCUGCCCGUGGUGGGGCACAUGGACGGCACGCUGUCAGUCCUGGAUUGGCUGUCGUCGAAGACCGUCUUCCAAACGGAGGCGCACAGCCCGGGCCCAGUCGUCGCCAUCGCAUCCACCUGGAACAGCAUCGUGUCUUCGGGUGGGGACCUAACGGUGAAGAUGUGGCGCGUCUUCCCCUACGCCGAGGAGAGCCUGAGCCUGCUGCGCACCUUCUCCUGCUGCUACCCGGCCGUGGCGCUCUGUGCGUUAGGCAGACGCGUCACCGUGGGCUUUGAAGACCCAGAUAGCGCUACCUACGGCCUGGUGCAGUUUGGCCUGGGCGACAGUCCGCGAUUAGACCACCGGCCCCAGGACGACCCCACCGACCACAUCACCGGCCUGUGCUGCUGCCCCACGCUCAAGCUGUAUGCCUGCUCCAGCCUGGACUGCACCAUUCGCAUUUGGACCGCUGAGAACCGCCUCCUGCGGCCCUGA
Molecule: messenger RNA, 1672 nt
Organism: Mandrillus leucophaeus (drill)
Lineage: Eukaryota; Metazoa; Chordata; Mammalia; Primates; Cercopithecidae
Product: WD repeat-containing protein KIAA1875-like
Exons: 5
Coding region: 509-1672 (387 amino acids)
Molecular function (GO): protein binding
Source: RefSeq, a predicted model, not a curated record